AUGCCUGAAAAGAGAGCGAGGGCGCAUGCUGCUAAGAAGAGGGGGCGUCCCACCACUAAAGUGCUGCAGGGACGGCGGCGGGCGAGGGCGGGGCCUGACGGCAACGCGAACCCGCCCGCAGCGCAGCCCCGAAGGGAGGAGGAAGCGCCACCGCAGCAGCGGCCAAAGUGGACCCUUGAGAGUCGCGUGGAGGAGGUACUGAUGGAGGGAGAAGCCCCAGCCAGAGAGAUGCUGCUGAACGACUUCCUUCGGGAGUACGUUGGCCCCAACAACGCCGUGGAUGAAUACGACAAUGUUCCGAUGGGGGUGUUUGCGCGGAGGCCAGACGAGUACGUCACGGACACGGAGCUCCUCGAGAGCAUUGUUGGGUUGCCAGCGUACCGGCCGUACGCUCUCCGUGAAGAGCUGCGCAGGCUUGUGGGGAAAGAGGUGGUCACGCUCCGUGAUCUGAGGGAUGCUUCCUCGUGCUUCUAUAUCGAAUCUAGGAUGGCGUCGAAAAAACUUAGAGCAGCCCUUGAGGUGGCGAAGGCAGAAGCGGCAGGGCGGGAAAAAAACGAAAGGGCAAAGCGGAAGGAGGAAAGUUACAGACGACCGAUACCUGAGGGUUUCUACGACUCGGUGUUCAACGCGAAGUGGAGCCAUGUCUUGGGGUAUCCCGAGGGCGCGGGGGAAGAAGCGGCGGUGCGAAUGGAGGUGCGUGAGGGACAAGCGCCAAAAAGGUCGUGGGAGUUCCGUGCUUCCCGAAAUUUUGAAUUGGAUAAUGACGAGGUAGGCCAGUUCCGCCCGCCGCGCCCCACGCUGAUGGUACUCACCUCCGAGCAGGGCUGGCCGCACUCGCUGCGGGAGGAAACAGUCACCACCGACUGCUACGUUAACUCCGAGAUGGAGCGGGUGUGGGAGAUCGUCGAUAACGACAUGUACGAGAUGUUCCCCCCUGAAGAUUGCGGGCCGCCUCACGUGCGACCACACUUCCUGCUUGGGACGUACGGGGUCGGGCGGUGGGUGAAUGCCGGCGCCUUCAUCCUAUACAAACUGCUGCACUACGCUGGCUACCCAAUUCGUUAUGUUGUCUACUUCCUUGGUAGCGAGUUGGCGUACGUGUUUGACAAGGAAGAUAAAACGGUGGAGAAAUACGAGGGUGCGGAGGAGGUCAAAGAAGCUGUGAGGCAUUUGAACGGGGACCUUGAAGAGAGAGGGUUUGCUAUCUACGACGCGGCGGAGGAAAGGGGGCCGCCGCCGUCACAUUUGGAUUGUUGUGGGUAUGGGAUGGUUGUGGUGGCGUCCCCGAACGGCAAUAACUUCAGAAGAUGGGUGUCUGGAGCUGACUUCCAUCACCCCGUCAUGAGCUGCCCUAGCGAGAACGAGGUGAAGGCGAUGUGUGCCUGGAUGACGCGUGGCCGCCCCGCGCAGGAGCAAGUGGACUACUGGGAGACGGUCAAGCAGCGCAUGCGGUUUGUCGGGCCGAUUCCGCGUUACAUCUUCACUGAGGCUGAGUUCAAUGAGCACACUGCGGCAGUUGAGAGCGCCCUGCAGGCGAUUGACGCCUCGGUUGCCAAAGACUACUUUGCCCGGGCAGAUGAGAAGGUGUGGGGUCCGGGGAAUCCAUUUCAUAAACUUGUGAAAAUUGAGCUGGAACUUCGCGACUGCGGUGGUGAUGUUAUUCGUAUCGCACCGGCGUGUGACUACAUCGAGCAAAAGCUACUGGACCGUUUGUGUGAGGUACUGACCCUCGCAGAAGCUGUCGCGGUAAUGUGGGGUGCUUCUCGCCUUCCUUGA
Trypanosoma conorhini is the source of this 1776-nucleotide messenger RNA. RefSeq names its product putative retrotransposon hot spot (RHS) protein. The record is from RefSeq and is a predicted model, not a curated record. The coding region runs from base 1 to 1776 and encodes 591 amino acids. NCBI's taxonomy places the organism in Eukaryota, Euglenozoa, Kinetoplastea, Trypanosomatida, Trypanosomatidae. The transcript has a single exon.